AUGAUAUAUAUCCCUUAUAAAAUGCUUAGAGACGAGGUAUUAAAAGCAGAAGACCAGCCAUGGAUAGUUAAUCAAAUUUUACAUAACUGUUCUGAUGCGAUUGGAUUCAUUGACUUGUAUCUAAAAAGGAAUCCUGAGUGUGUUCAAGAAUGUUUUCUGAAGUACUACAGCAAAGUUUCAGUUGAUUCUCAAGCAAUACUUUACGAAAAAUGCAGGGUGUCUGUAGACAAUGAGGAAUUUGAGAAGAGAUGUAUGCAAAUGUAUUGUAUAGAGAGACAAUCUGAUGUUUGUCUUGAUGUCAUAAGAUGCUCGAGGAGUCCUCGGAUGAUGUUUAAGAUAGUUGGGAAAUGCUUCCUAGAGGGCAUUAAUAGAUUGCCUGAUCAGGAUUUAUUUUUUACAAGAUGUGUGGUUAUGGCAUUAAGAAGCCAUACAAUAGAAGCUGAUGACAUGAGCCUUUUAAUAAAAGGAGUUAAUAAGCAUUUUAUUGAUGGACGUAGGAAGUAUUAUGAACAUGGAGCUAUUGUUGCAAGUGUUUUGAUGGACAGUGCGGAUUUUAAGAUAGCAGCAAUGGAAGAAGCACAAAAAAUGCUUGAUGAUCUUCCAGAGCAUAUUCUAUGCAAGUAUAAAUGUGAUUUUAUGAAUCCAAAUGAUGUAUUUUGUAAUUAUACGAGAGUGGAGAACGAUGUAAAUGAAAUUAGGUUGUUAUGGAAGCCAAGAUAUCUCCAAGAUGCAAUUAGGAUAAUUUCUGAAGAAAAAUACAGAGACAAGAUAGAAGCAAGCUUCCGAUGCUUUCGUGAUCUUGUGCAAAGUGCAACUGAAAGAGUGAUACAGAAUAGAUGCAAAGAAGCGCUUGAUGUUCUUAUCUGUUAUGACGGAUGCGAGGAGUACAAGAUUGAUGCCAUUUCAUCAUUAUUUGAAAGAUCAUUUGACUAUUUGGUACAAGAUGGAUUGAAUAGUUUAUUUGAAGCAAAGACUUGUUUAAGGCAUAAACUAUUACUAGCGUUUACUUUCAAAAGGCUUGUGGAGACAGGAACGUAUGUGAAUGCCAAAUAUCUGCAUGAAAAUAUUAAGUUUAUGCUAAGCAGGGCAGAUAAUGUUCCUAAUGUGCUUGCAAAUGUAAUGUGGGAUGCAGUUUUCCAAGGGAUGAGAAGAAUUGGCAAAUCGCCUGAAAAUCACAAUGGAAGUGCAAGGAUGUGCUUAAACCCAAUUUGA
Molecule: messenger RNA, 1212 nt
Organism: Ordospora colligata OC4
Lineage: Eukaryota; Fungi; Microsporidia; Ordosporidae
Exons: 1
Coding region: 1-1212 (403 amino acids)
Source: RefSeq, a predicted model, not a curated record